Messenger RNA from Onychostruthus taczanowskii (white-rumped snowfinch), 972 nucleotides. It is a transcript of the gene ISCA2, whose product is annotated as iron-sulfur cluster assembly 2. The transcript is spliced from 4 exons. The record is from RefSeq and is a predicted model, not a curated record. NCBI's taxonomy places the organism in Eukaryota, Metazoa, Chordata, Aves, Passeriformes, Passeridae. Bases 46 to 591 code for a protein of 181 amino acids. Gene Ontology annotation, cellular component: mitochondrion. Gene Ontology annotation, biological process: iron-sulfur cluster assembly. Gene Ontology annotation, molecular function: 2 iron, 2 sulfur cluster binding; iron ion binding; 4 iron, 4 sulfur cluster binding.
GCCGCCCCGGCGCCGCCCCGCUGUGGGCGCGGCCGCACUUCCGCCAUGGCGGCGGGGCGGGGCUGGGCUGGCAUGGCGGCGCCGGCGGCCCUGCGGUGGUGGUGGAUGUUGGCGCUGGGCGGCCGGACGAGCCGGUGCUCCGCUUCACCGUGCCCAGGCCGAGCGCUGCCGAGACCCCCGGCCGGCCCUGCCCGCCCAGCUGGCUCCCUGCUGCGCUGGGCGUCGUCAUUCUCCGAGCCGGGCCCGACGGAGAGCGGCCCCAGCGAAGGACAGAUCUUCCUCAGCGAGAGCUGCGUGAAGAGGCUGCUGGAGAUUGCAGAAGGAUCAGAGUUUCUCAGGCUGCAGGUGGAAGGAGGUGGCUGCUCUGGCUUUCAGUACAAGUUUUCCUUGGACACAGUUAUCAAUCCUGAUGACAGGGUGUUUGAACAAGGUGGUGCCCGUGUGGUUGUGGAUGCGGACAGCCUGGCCUUUGUGAAAGGAUCCAUGGUGGAUUUCAGCCAAGAGCUGAUCCGAAGCUCCUUCCAGGUGGUGAGCAACCCCCAGGCAGAGAAGGGUUGCUCAUGUGGGACUUCCUUCUCUGUCAAAUUCUGACUCGACUUACCUUGGAUGGACACUGUUAGCAGACACUUUUGGCAGUCUCCAGAGGGUUUAUGUUUGUUCUUUUCCCUGCUGGUCCCUCUCAUCUCCCUUACCCUGUGACACAGCUGUAACACAAUACUGCAGCUGUGUGUGUGUUUGCACUGAGCCUGUCUCCAAGACUUCCUGGCCUUCCCUUCAGAAACGAUGAAGUAACCGUGAGCAUGCACACAGGAGCAUCUUCAGCGCCUUGUGAACCACUGGCCAGGUGGUGCUGACUGCCUGCCCUAUCCUGAUUGUGGAACUACUUAACUGUCUCUGCAAGAGAAGGCUGUGUGUAUAUAUAUAUGUGUGUGUUUAUUGAAAGGUCUUACUAAAAAAAGUAUAUGAGGUUGA